This is a messenger RNA of Contarinia nasturtii (swede midge), 1279 nucleotides long. RefSeq names its product piggyBac transposable element-derived protein 4-like. The transcript is spliced from 3 exons. NCBI's taxonomy places the organism in Eukaryota, Metazoa, Arthropoda, Insecta, Diptera, Cecidomyiidae. The annotation marks the transcript as partial. The record is from RefSeq and is a predicted model, not a curated record.
CACAACAUUCAGUGUUUCCAUUCCGGUAAACAACAAAGCAGUGAUUUGUUUUGAAUAUAUAUUUUUCAUCUAUAUUGUGUUCCAAACGUAAAUUUUUAUUCGUUGACAUCUUUUUCCGCUUGUAUUUUUACAUGAAAAUAUUCGAGACAAAAGAAUGUUUCAACCGAUGGUUAAUUUGCGACGGCUAACACAGCGUCAAAUUGCUGAUGCAAUGCAAGCAAAUGAUGACGAUGAGAGUUUGGAUGCCGAUUUUGCUGACGAAGAAGAAAGUUAUAUCGAUGACCUCACCGACAGUGAAGAAGAUCAUCAAAGUAAUUUUGAAGAGGAUAGUGAGAGCGAGAGCGAGAACGAAGACAUGAACGUUGAUGAUGAAGAGGUAGAAGAAAGCACCGUGUUCACUGGCAAAGACGGAACUGAAUGGGAGCACGAGCCGGUUCAAUGGGCACGACAGCAACGCAAUCCAAAUCGAUCAAAAUUGAUGACGGUCACAAAAGUUCCUGGUCAACAUUUCGAUAGUCCUUUCGACUAUUUCAACGCAAUUUUUUCUCAGCCAGUGAUCGAUAUGAUUGUACGUUACACAAAUAUUGAGGGCCGUAAACACAAAGCAAAUUUCAAAGAUGUCGACGAUAUUGAAAUUCAUGCAUUUAUUGGUUUACUGUUUGCCGCCGGUGUUGAUAGAUCAAGUAAGCGGAAUUAUCGUGAAUUCUAUGGAAUUACACGAGGAAUGCCAUUGUUUCGUGCAACAUUGUGCUUGACACGUUUCAUGGAGUUGCUACGCUUUUUACGAUUUGAUGACAAAGAUACACGUUCGGAACGGCGCAAACAAGAUAAAUUGGCUCCAAUUCGGGACCUUUUUGAUAUGGUUGUGAAGAACCUAGGAAAAAUGUAUUCACCAGGAGAAAACGUGACUAUUGAUGAACAGCUAGUGCCAUUCAGAGGACGAUGCAGUUUCAAACAGUAUAUUCCGAGCAAACCUGACAAAUACGGUUUGAAAAUUUUUUGGUUGGUAGAUGCCAAAAAUUGGUAUCCACUAAAGGCAAUUCCGUACCUUGGUCGAGAACGUUCUGGUGCUGCACGUCAAACAAACAUUGCAAAAAACAUCGUUCUCAAUUUGUGUCAACCAUAUUACAAGACGAACCGAACUGUUGUGUUUGACAAUUUUUUUUCAAACUAUGAUACGCAAGCAGAGCUGCAAACAAAUGGUUUGUACAGCGUUGGUACAGUUCGUAAGAACAAAAAGUUUGUCCCGCCUGAAUUCAAACCAUCAAAUGAACGUGAA